AUGUAGCACUAAUAUGUAAUAAAUCCUAAUAUUUCAAGCAUUAUAAUUAUUAACUCAUCCCAGGGUUCUCAUUUGAACAACGUAGACAUUCUACUGUUUUAGCAAUCAAUAAAUCUAAUACAAUGGUGUAUUCUGCAGGUGAUAAUAAAAUUGUUGUGUUCUAAUUGAAAAAUGGGUUGAGAUAGUUAUAAUAAGUUAAAUCACAUUCAAUCAAAAUUACUACUCUUAACGUCUUUAAUCAAAAUUCAGGUUUGGUAUCUGGUUCUCUUGAUGCUUCAAUCGUUUUAUGGUCUUUAGUUAUGAAUCGAGAUUUCAAAUAUUUAGCUAGAUUAAAAGAGCAUAAAAAUGAAGUAACAUGUCUAGUAUUACAUCCUUUUUAAAGUAAUUUAAUCAUUAGUGGAUCAGAUGAUCAAUCAAUAAAAUUUUGGACUUUCAAUUGUUUAUAAUUCUCAAAUAAGAAAUCUUGGUAUUGUUCAUAGACUAUUUCACAGCAUAAUUCUACUGUUUCUCAAAUUUCUAUAAGUCAAGACGGAAAUAAAUUAAUAUCCUGUUCAAAUAAAUUAAUAAUAGUUAUUAGCUAUUCUGUCUAAAAUUUAUGGUAAGUAAAUUAACUAAUUUAACUAUCUGAAGUAGGAGUAAGAUUGUCAUUUAUCAAUGAUAACUUGUUUGCUUACUAACCAUGGACUGGAAAAUCUCUACACAUUUAUAAACUAGAUUCUAUUGAAAAUUAAUACGUCAAAUCAAAAGAAGUUGCAGUUUAAGGGCAAAAAGAUGCCUGCUGGAGUUAUUUUCCAGCCAUUUAUGCUCCUUCAAAAAACAUUCUAAUUUGCAAGAACGGAUAUAAAAUAAAUGUGUUAAAAUUCAUAUUCUCUUCAUCCGACUCCGACUGGCAAUGUCAUUUGGAACAAAGUAUUAAUUAUAAACACAAUUGGGUAUUCGGAACCUUAAGCGCCGACGGUUAAUAUUUAAUAACAAGUGAUUGGUUUUCAAAAUCAAUUCAGAUAAGGUAGCUUACUUAUUAAGAGAACAUUGAGUAAUAAGUUGAAAAUAAUAUAAGUAAUUAUUUAUGA
Messenger RNA from Paramecium octaurelia, 1070 nucleotides. The record is from the annotation of a GenBank genome assembly. NCBI's taxonomy places the organism in Eukaryota, Ciliophora, Oligohymenophorea, Peniculida, Parameciidae.